This is a messenger RNA of Ictidomys tridecemlineatus (thirteen-lined ground squirrel), 3625 nucleotides long. RefSeq names its product solute carrier family 25 member 34 (gene Slc25a34). The record is from RefSeq and is a predicted model, not a curated record. NCBI's taxonomy places the organism in Eukaryota, Metazoa, Chordata, Mammalia, Rodentia, Sciuridae.
UCUCGGCCUGACUCCCAGGAGGAGGGGCUGGGACAGUGGGCAGGUCCUCCUGGCCAAGUGACUGCAACCACAGGUCACUCCUCAAACAAUGCCCUUCUUUUUUUAUCUCCAUCGCACCCAGGGGCCCUGAUGUCUUGGGGUGGGCAGGGGCGUGGGGCCGCCUUAUUACUGAGUGCAGUGCAGCGCUAGCUGUUCCACCUUUGCCCUCCAAAGGUCCCUCUGGAGCAGGCCAUCAGUGAAGCAGUCCCCCCAUCUGAGGUGUCGCCUCCCACAGUUCAGUUAUCCGAGAUCGAAACUACAGAUUGAAAACUAUUACACAGGCUGGGUGCAGUGACGCAAGUCUGUGAUCCCAGCUACUCAGGAGGCUGAGAGAGGAGGAUCACAAGUUCAAGACCAGCCUCAGCAGCCUAGCAAGAGCCUAUUUCAAAAUUAAAAAUACGACUGGGGAUGAUGGUCAAUGCUAGAGCACCCCUGGGUUCAAUCCUCAGGACUAGCAAAUAGGAAAAUAUCAAAGGGAUAAAUGUUCUUCAGUUUUAUGCUGUGCACCAUUCUGAGGAGGGUGAAGGCUCCUCCCUCUGUCCCGAGCAUACCUGUGCUGUACACUCACUUCCCACAGUGGCUUUGUAGUUGCCUUGGUUUUCAGAUGGCCUGAGGCGGUAGAGCGGCAUUUUGUGUUCAAGUAGCCCUUAAUUUACUUGAUGGUAGCCCCAAAGCUCAAGAGUAGUGAUAGCUGGCAAUUUGGACAUGCCAAAGAGAAGCCAUGAAGUGCUUCCCUUGAAUGAGAAGGCGCGGUGCCAGCAUGGCUCAGGGACAGCGUGCUGUCAGGCUUGCAGGAGCCCCGUCCAUGCCAGGCACCACACACACACACACACACACACACACACACGUGAAAUAGCUCUGCAGGGCUCCAGACUCCUGUCUUUCCCUUUGCUCUUGCUGAAGUUGGGACCAUAGGUCGCAGGAGCCAGAUUGGGAUACUGAGGCCUGGAAGGGGAAGUCACACAGACCCCAGAAUAGAGAUAGAAGAGCUACCUAACCGGCGCUCACACCCCAUGCCAGGAGUCUCCCAGGACACCUGCCUCGUGCCUGGGGCUCUGAGCUGGAGCAGGACGGGCCUAGAGGGGGCCAGGAAGACGAUUGGGCCGGAGGAGGUGCCCUGCUAGUGGGCAGCUUUGCCCCGCCUCCACUCUCCUUCCAGUCCCAAGUGAACUUUCCCCCAGAUCCCAGGGUCCAGCCCCGCCCCAGCCAGAGCAGGCCGGGAUUGGUUGGAGCUGGAGGGGGCGUGUUCUGGGCUCCAACAGACCCUGGUCUGCGGAGCAGGCUGAGCAGGUGGAUUUCAAGAUAGACCAAGGGCGAACCGCAGCUGCCGGACAUACCGGGAACUGUCCUCUAGACAUGGCCCCGAACCCCCUCGGUCCCCAGUCCUGUGGUCCAGCAGGGGUGCAGACAGCCUAAACACCGCCACCCUAUGGCUCACGCCUCACCCCUGACCCAGGCUCAGCCGGCUGGCCCGGAGGCCGAGGAGACGGUGCCCCCGGCCGUGGACCUGGUGCUGGGCGCCUCGGCCUGCUGCCUGGCCUGCGUGUUCACCAACCCCCUGGAGGUGGUGAAGACGCGGCUGCAGCUGCAGGGGGAGCUGCAAGCCCGGGGCACCUACCCGCGGCCCUACCGGGGUCUCAUGUCCUCUGUGGCUGCUGUGGCGCGCGCAGAUGGGCUGAGGGGCCUGCAGAAGGGGCUGGCCGCCGGCCUCCUCUACCAGGGCCUCAUGAACGGUGUCCGCUUCUACUGCUACAGCCUGGCAGGCCAAGCUGGCCUCACCCAGCAGCCAGGUGGCAUCGUGGUCGCUGGCGCUGUGGCUGGGGCACUGGGAGCCUUCGUGGGGAGCCCUGCCUACCUGGUCAAGACACAGCUGCAGGCGCAGACGGUGGCUGCGAUGGCAGUGGGGCAUCAGCACCAGCACCAGAGCGUCCUGGGUGCCUUGGAGACCAUCUGGCGGCAGCAGGGCCUGCCGGGGCUGUGGCGGGGCGUGGGGGGCGCUGUGCCCCGAGUGAUGGUGGGCUCGGCCGCCCAGCUGGCCACCUUUGCCUCCGCCAAGGCCUGGGUGCAGGAGCAGCAGUGGCUCCCAGAGGACAGCUGGCUGGUGGCCCUGGCUGGAGGCAUGAUCAGCAGCAUAGCGGUGGCUGCUGUCAUGACCCCCUUCGACGUGGUCAGCACGCGGCUGUACAAUCAGCCUGUGGAUGGAGCUGGCAGGGGCCAGCUGUACGGGGGCCUCGCAGACUGCCUGGCGAAGAUCUGUCAGCAGGAGGGACCCUUGGCGCUCUACAAGGGCCUGGGCCCUGCCUAUCUGCGCCUGGGUCCCCACACCAUCCUCAGCAUGCUCUUCUGGGACGAGCUGCGGAAACUGGCCCGGCGGGGGGCCCAACACCAGGGCACCUAGGCCUCGUCCCUCACCCCCCAGCCUGCCACAGUCUGGCACUUGGCCAGAAGUGACGUCCUUCCUCCAUGAGACCGGCCAUCCCAGAGCAGACCACAGGCCCGGCCCUGCCACAGGUGGGGGCAGCGUGUGGACAACGGUGGCCAACCCAGCACCCGCUCAGAGUGGCCCCUGUCCUUCUCUCUGAGUCCCGGCAGACUGCAGCCCACGCCCUGUUCAUUGUGAAUGACCAGGAUGAGCAGCACCGAGCCGAGUGACCGAACUGUCUCGGCCCCUGGGUCCCCAACAGCAGCGAGUCCAGCGAACCCUCCUUCACUUCUGCGGCUGAGACUGGUGUGCGGGACGUGGGGCCCCACGUGCGGGGUCCCAGGGCGGUUCACUAGGGCUGCCCUGAAGGGGCCACGGACUCAGGGGCUUGAAAUGGGAAAUCCUUUUCUCCCACCUGGAGGCCUGAAGUCUGAGAUCGCAGGGCCGCCGCUUGGUCCUCCUUCCCCUCCACGCUGGGGUGGGAGCCCAGGGCCUGCACCACGUCCCAUCCCAGGCCUGGUUCUCCUGACCUCUCCCCCUGGCUAGAAGCCAACUGCCAUCUCCCUGGGUCCCGCAUAGGUGUCCCCUGGUGUAACUGUGUCCUCAUGUCCUCUUACAAGGACGCAGGUCACAUUGCUCUCGGGCCCACUCUAGUGACCUCACCUUUACUAAAGGAUGAUUAGCCCUGUCUGCACUGCAGGCCCAUCCCAAGGUCCUGGGGGUGGGACCUCAGAGUCUGCAUGGGGCCAGGGGACAGGGACGCGAUUCAGCCCAGACCUCACCUGAGAGCUCGCGCUGAGACCCCGCAAUUGCACAUGUUCAGAUGAUUCCGAAAGGACGUUCAGGGAGCCCGUGGUUCAGACCAGGAGGCUGAGGCCCAGGAAAGGGAUGGCUGCCCAGGUGAGUGGCGGGCACAGCCAGGGACAGGGCCAACAGCAGGCCCCGGCCUUUCCUCCAGCGGCAGCCACACUCCUGCCACAGGCCUGAACUGACCUUGGUACUCCAAGGGAACCCCAGCUCCCUGGCCGGCAGGACUGGCCUGGUUGGUGCAGCCUCCCCGGCCUCCCUGGCCUCCCCUGCCACACCUGGGUGUGAAGAGCGGGCCCUGGAGGCAGCCCCACUGCACACUCCAAACAAUAAAGUUUUCUACUUUGUUUACCUCAA